Thalassophryne amazonica is the source of this 1599-nucleotide messenger RNA. It is a transcript of the gene clic5a, whose product is annotated as chloride intracellular channel 5a. The record is from RefSeq and is a predicted model, not a curated record. The transcript has 6 exons. Lineage: Eukaryota; Metazoa; Chordata; Actinopteri; Batrachoidiformes; Batrachoididae. Bases 255 to 1286 code for a protein of 343 amino acids.
ACUGACACUGUCGACACCAAAGUCACUCUGCUGUGCACCUCACCGCUCCACCAUCUCCAGACGGCCUUCAUCCUGACCUUUUGACCCAGGAUGGAACGCCUUUACGAGAACGUAUACGAGACCCAGAGGUAACGUACGAGAAACCAGUCGCCGACCUCCUAUGACCUGUCCUCAGCGCUCUACUCCACCACCAUCAGCCACGAACCAGCCCACUAGCAUUGAACCUCAGUACGAGAACACCGAGAGGCCGCUGCAUGACACUCCCUCCUCGGCCGCUGCUACCAUCCCGGAUUCCCGCCGAGGAGAGGCGAGGCAGCUCUUCAUCUUCAUCCUCUUCGUCCUCUUCCUCCUCUUCUUCACAUGCUGAAGGGUCAGAGAAAGAGGAGAGAGAAGAGAUAGAGGAGCACAGCAGGGAAGAAGAGAAGAAGGUAGAGGUGGAGGAAAGCAGCAAUGAGCUGAAGUGGGAGAGCGGAUCUCCAGAGGCGGCAGAGCUCGGAUCACGCAGGUCAUCUUCAUCAUCAUCGUCUUCAUCCUCCUCUGAGAAAGAGGAAGAUGAUAAGAAGCCUGAAAAAGAUGGACCAGAAAUUGUGCUGUUUACAAAGGCUGGGAGUGAUGGGGAGAGCAUUGGAAACUGUCCGUUCUCUCAGCGCCUCUUCAUGAUCCUCUGGCUAAAAGGAGUCGUCUUCAAUGUUACCACUGUCGACCUGAAGAGGAAACCAGCAGACCUCCAUAACCUCGCUCCAGGGACACACCCACCCUUCCUUACCUUCCAGGGGGAGGUUCUCACUGAUGUCAACAAAAUAGAGGAAUACCUGGAAGAGAUGCUGGCUCCGCCAAAGUAUCCCAAGCUUGCAGCAAAGAACCGUGAAUCCAACACGACAGGAAAUGACAUAUUUGCCAAGUUCUCUGCUUACAUCAAAAACACACGACCAGAUAAACACCGAGCCUUAGAGAAGAGUCUAAACAAGGCCCUGGCUAAGCUGGAUGAGUAUUUGAACAGUCCGCUCCCCGACGAGGUGCAGGCGGGGCGUCAAUUAAGAGAAUCCAACCGAAAAUAUCUAGAUGGAGAUGAGCUGACGCUGGCUGACUGCAACCUUCUGCCCAAACUUCAUGUUGUCAAGGUGGUUGCAAAGAAAUACCGAAACUAUGACAUCCCGUCUGAAUUCAGGGGGGUGUGGCGCUAUCUUAACAACGCAGGCAGCCGCGAUGAGUUCACCAGUACGUGUGCGGCUGACGUGGAGAUCGAGCUGGCCUAUGAGGCUGUAGCCAAGAGGCUUGGAAAAUGACAGUACUCCAAUCUCCAUCACCACCACCGCUGUCGUCUUUUGGAAAAUCUGAUCAGAAACGGCAACUCCUCUUUUGGAGCAACUGGUUCAUUUCUUAUCUUGAUACAAUGAAUAACUUCUUGAAGCAGUUAAUACUUUGAACCCCAGAAUCACUUUAUGAAGCAAAUGUAUAAUUUAGUAUUUGGAGCAUUGUUUAAACUGUGAGUCAUUUUCAGAAGCAAUUGGCAUAUUUAAUGUUUUGCAUAUUUUGAAACAGUAACUUGUUUUCUCAACAAAUUGUUUAAUUUAAUCUUUCAAGUGCAUUUUUUUUUUU